Messenger RNA from Salarias fasciatus (jewelled blenny), 1079 nucleotides. Its product is annotated as CD209 antigen-like protein E. NCBI's taxonomy places the organism in Eukaryota, Metazoa, Chordata, Actinopteri, Blenniiformes, Blenniidae. The transcript is spliced from 9 exons. Bases 43 to 909 code for a protein of 288 amino acids. The record is from RefSeq and is a predicted model, not a curated record.
AAAACCCUCAGCAGCAGCCUCCUCACUCUCAGCCUCAAUAACAUGGAGAUGGUUGUCCUUGAAACUGAACCUGAAGUCUUGAUAGAAAAAAUCUCUAAUAAAGGCAACAGAGACACGUCUGCAGCACCAGGUCUGAAGUGGUGUGUAGGUCUGAAGUGGUUCGGGUGUGUUGCUGUGUCUUUUGGUCUCCUCUGCAUCCUUCAGGUUAUUCUCAACAUUUCCUUGAGACCUCCUCUCAACUAUGAAGCCAGGACCAAAAACCUGACAGACGAGAGAGAUGAGCUGAAGGGGAAGCUGAAUGACUUCGUUUCAGGUCAUGAAGCUGAAAUUAAAACCCUGACUGGAGAGAGAGAUGAGCUGAAGAGGAGCCUGGAUGACUUAAUUUCAGGUCAUGACGCCAAGAUUAAAACCAUGAAUGGAGACAGAGAUGAGCUGAAGAGGAGCCUGGAUGACUUAAAAUCCCAGCAGAAUGCUCUGAUAAGGGAGAGGGAUGAGUUGAAGAGGACGUUGAAUGACUUUGAUCAGCUUCUCCAAGAGGGAUGGGUGUAUUUCCGUUCAAGCUUUUAUUACAUUUCCUCCACUGAGAAAACCUGGCAGGAGAGUCGAGAUGACUGUCUGAGCAGAGGGGCCGACCUGAUGAUUAUAGACAGCCAAGAAGAACAGGACUUCUCAAGAAGACUUUCCAAGAAAAUGUGGUUUGGACUGACUGACAGAACACAGGACGGGACGUGGCGAUGGGUGGAUGGGUCUCCACUGAACACAAGCUACUGGUUCCCUGGAGAGCCCAACAACUUGGGUGAAAUGGAAGAUUGUGCAGAGAUACAUUCGAGUGCUGAGGGAAACAACUGGAAUGACUUGUUAUGUGACAGUCAAAACCACUGGAUUUGUGAGAAGAAAGUCGCUCCAUAAGUCAGCAUCCCAGGUUGAUGUUGAGCUCCUCAUCAGAUGAGAUCAAAUCAGAUACAAUCAAGAAAGCUCUUUUGUCAUUCUGUUGUGCACAAUGCAACCCUCCUCAGAUUCAAAGGCACAUGUGUUUUUAAGUGUUGAUUUUAUAAUAUCUUCAUAAAUAAAUGCAAAUU